ACCCCCCCUUUGAAUCCAAAUCUUCAAACCAUUUCACAACUACAUCCUCAACUGCUUCAGAUCCAAUUCUGAACUCCUUUUUAGCAAUUUCUUUAACUUCUUUUUCUUCUCUGGGUUGUCUUGUUCUUGAGCUUAAUCUUGUUUGGUUUCUAGAAUGGACGAAAUUGAUGUUCCCCCAUUUUUCAUCUGCCCCAUCUCUCUUGAGAUCAUGAAGGAUCCCGUCACGCUUUCCACUGGGAUUACGUACGACAGGGAGAGCAUCGAGAAGUGGUUGUUUUCAGGGAAGAACACCACAUGUCCGGUUACAAAGCAAGUUAUUGCAGAUUGUGAGCUUACCCCAAACCACACCCUCAGGAGAUUGCUUCAAUCUUGGUGCAUGUUAAACGCUUCCCUUGGAAUCGAAAGGAUCCCGACCCCAAAGCCACCCAUCAGCAAGGCUCAGAUUGUCAAGCUUCUCAUCGAUGCCAAGUCACCGCAGCAACAGAUCAAGUGUCUCGACACUCUUAAAUCAAUCGCAGCCGAGAAUGCUACUAACAAAAGGUGCAUGGAAUCAUCCGGCGCAGUUGAGUUCUUGGCUUCUAUUGUCUGUAAUUACGACCCUACAGCCACCGAAGAAUCAUUAGAUUACGAGUUCGACUCAAUAAAACCGAUUGAUGAAGCUUUAAGCAUUCUGUACAGUCUCCAACUCUCAGAAGCUUCUCUCAAGAACCUUAUGGGCAAAAACGGUGAUCUUAUUUUGUCCUUAACCAGGGUAAUGCAACGUGGAAGCUAUGAGUCUCGGGCUUAUGCAGUAUUGUUGUUGAAAUCAAUGGCGGAAAUAGCUGAUCCGAUGCAACUCAUCAACUUCAGACCCCAACUAUUCAUCGAAUUAGUUCAGGUUUUGCAUGAUCAGAUCUCAAAGCAAGCCUCAAAAGCUACACUACAAUUGCUGGUAAGCAUUUGUCCAUGGGGAAGAAACAAGAUUAAGGCAGCCGAAGCCGGCGUCGUACCCGUCUUGAUAGACUUGCUUCUUGAUUCAUCAUCGGAGAGAAGGGCUUGCGAGAUGAUACUAACGGUGCUGGACGCAGUAUGCGGAUGCGCGGAAGGCCGGUCCGAGCUGCUAAAGCAUGGGGCAGGGCUUGCCAUUGUUUCAAAGAAGAUACUUAGGGUUUCACAGGUAGCAAGUGAAAGGGCAGUGAGGAUUUUGCUGUCCAUUGCCAAGUUCUGUGCCACCAGUAAGGUUCUUCAAGAAAUGCAGCAACUUGGGGUGGUGGCUAAAUUGUGCUUGGUGCUUCAACUGGACUGUGGAUCCAAGACUAAAGAGAAGGCGAGAGAGGUGCUCAAAUUGCAUGCUAGAGUCUGGAAGAACUCUCCUUGCAUGCCAACCAAUCUCAUCUCUUCUUAUCCAGCUUGAUCACAAGGACAAAAUUAGAUAGAUUCAAGAGUUUAGUAUUUUCCCCUCAGUAUUUAUACCCAUAAUUAUUGUGUACAUAAUUCUUCAUUGAUCGAAUUACAAAUGUAGCAACAGCAAUUACAUUCAUGGGCAAAAAGCUACUGCCCUUACAAAUUCAAUAACAUACAUGCGACAAAUUGUUGAUUAACUCAAA
Messenger RNA from Gossypium raimondii (Peruvian cotton), 1586 nucleotides. Its product is annotated as E3 ubiquitin-protein ligase PUB23. NCBI's taxonomy places the organism in Eukaryota, Viridiplantae, Streptophyta, Magnoliopsida, Malvales, Malvaceae. The record is from RefSeq and is a predicted model, not a curated record. Gene Ontology annotation, molecular function: ubiquitin protein ligase activity. The coding region runs from base 155 to 1393 and encodes 412 amino acids. Gene Ontology annotation, biological process: protein ubiquitination. The transcript has a single exon.